Messenger RNA from Archocentrus centrarchus (flier cichlid), 3711 nucleotides. It is a transcript of the gene dyrk4, whose product is annotated as dual-specificity tyrosine-(Y)-phosphorylation regulated kinase 4. The record is from RefSeq and is a predicted model, not a curated record. Bases 478 to 2352 code for a protein of 624 amino acids. Gene Ontology annotation, molecular function: protein serine/threonine/tyrosine kinase activity; protein serine/threonine kinase activity; ATP binding. Lineage: Eukaryota; Metazoa; Chordata; Actinopteri; Cichliformes; Cichlidae. Gene Ontology annotation, cellular component: cytoplasm; nucleus; cytoskeleton. The transcript has 14 exons. Gene Ontology annotation, biological process: peptidyl-serine phosphorylation; peptidyl-threonine phosphorylation.
CCUCGCUAUACAGCCUCGGUGUUGGAAAGCGCAUCAGUCACACAGCGUGGUGUAGGUGGACGACAGCAAACGGAUAAAAAAAAACAACAAAUCUAUAUCGGGACAGCCCCAGCUGUCAGCGGUAGAAACCUGAACAGGUGGCUCCUCCGGUGUCUUAGCAGAACGCGUCAGGGCGCAGAGACCCUCAACAGCUUGUCUCGCUCGCUAAUCUCUUCUCUGACGACAGUGCAUUUACAGUGUGCGCGUAAAACCAGGAGUACGGCAGGUUUGGGUUGUGGGAUCUGAUCAGUCAUCGGGAUUUUACUCAGCAGCGUUGUUGAUUCAGUGUUUAUCACGAAGUUGGACUAGUGGAAAGUCUGCCUUGUUUUUUUGUUUGUUUUUUUUUUAGGUUGGACUGACAGAGUUGGAUAUAAUGACUUGGAUUUCAUAAUUUUUCCUUUGUUUUUGGAUUGUCAACGCUGCCACUGAUAACACAGCAUGUUGCCAGAAAUAAAUAACAAGACAUCACGACCAGAGGCCUUCCCUCACCCUCACAGACUCCCAGCAGAAGGGAACCGUAUUGGAACAAAUCGACCCUGCUCACAGAAGUUCAACUCCAGUGUGGGGACUCUCCCUCAGCUCGAGCCACCAGUGGUCCAGGUGGUGGUUAGCAAUGCCAAAAACCAGCACCAGGUGUCAGACAACAUCUUGCCCCAAAUUGCCAACAAAGGGGGUCAAAACAACUAUCAGACACAAUCGGACGAGAGGCCAAAGCCCACUCAGCAGUUCACCACACGGUUUGGUACAACAGUCGAUAAAGUGUCAGUGUCUCGCAACAGCAGGAUUUUCAUCAACAAGCUGGAGAAAGAGAAAGCAUAUGAGGGUCAAAAGUUACCCAUGUCACCUAUAGAGGCGUUGAAGAACUUCCAGGAUCGGCUGACAGAGUUUGAACAGGAGGAGAUCAUGGAUUAUUCAGAGAUUUGGUUCCUUGGUCUGGGAUCCCAGAAAAUUGAGGGCUCCCAAGGAGCUCCGCAGAACUCUGGAUAUGAUGAUGAACAUGGAAGUUACAUCAGGGUGCUACACGACCACAUUGCCUACAGGUUUGAAGUGUUGGAAGUGAUUGGGAAAGGCUCCUUUGGCCAGGUCUUAAAAUGCCUGGACCACAAGAACAAUGAACUUGUAGCCAUAAAAAUAAUCCGCAAUAAAAAAAGGUUUCAUCACCAAGCUCUUGUGGAGCUGAAGAUCUUGGAUGUGAUAAAGAGGAAAGACAAAGACAACCUCCACAAUGUCAUCCACAUGAAGGAGUACUUCUACUUCCGAAAUCACCUUUGCAUCUCCUUUGAGCUUCUGGGGGUCAACUUGUACGAGCUCAUAAAAAAAAACAACUUCCAAGGCUUCAGCCUCGCCCUGAUCCGUCGUUUCACCCAUGCACUUCUCAGGUGCCUGCAGAUGCUGCACAGGGAGAAGAUAAUCCAUUGCGACCUCAAACCGGAGAACAUCCUUCUGUCUCAGAGAGGGCCAGGGAACAUCAAGGUGGUUGACUUUGGCUCAAGCUGCUAUGAACAACAAAGAGUGUAUACCUACAUCCAGAGUCGCUUCUACCGCUCUCCAGAGGUCAUCCUGGGUCACCCUUACAGCAUGGCUAUUGAUAUGUGGAGUCUGGGCUGCAUUCUAGCUGAGCUUUACACAGGCUACCCUCUCUUCCCCGGAGAGAGCGAAGUGGAGCAGAUAGCUUGUAUAAUGGAGGUCCUUGGAAUGCCUCCAAAUGAUUUUGUUCAGUCAGCAUCAAGAAGGAGGUUGUUCUUUGACUCAAAAGGAAAUCCAAGAAACAUCACUAACAGCAAGGGGAAGAAGCGGAGGCCCAGUUCCAAAGAGCUUUCAGCUGCGCUGAAAACUAAUGAUGCUCUGUUCUUAGAUUUCAUCAAACGCUGCCUCAGUUGGGAUCCAAGUAAGCGUAUGACUCCUGAUGAGGGGUUACAGCACGAGUGGAUCCUACAAGGAAAUUUCAACAAAGUCCGGACCAGAACCAAGCCUGCAGUCAAGAAGACCUCAGACAGUUCAACCAACACAGACAAACAAGCUAACAGCCACUCUGCAGAGAAGGUCAGCUCGGAAAGCAACGGUAGCGACAAUCUGAAGAGAGACAGUUCAGAAACAGGAACAAAGAUGGCUCCUGCAGAGCGCCUGCGCCCCAUUGGGGCUUCAGCAGAGGAGGAGGCGUGUGAAAGUGAAGGCAAGCUGUCCACAAAUACCAAGCAACAGGAAUGCAGUGGAGAGAGGCCCGUACACAUCAUCAUCAAACCUCAAGAGACAGAAGACAUAGAAAGGAAAGAUACUCAGGAGUCAUCUCAGUGUUUGUCCCCUAUUGUCUAACAAUCAGAGGUAAACGUGCUGCAAUCAUGACAAAUGGGAACAGAGAAUAUUCAAAUAAGCUGAUUUUGUUUAGCCCUGCAUAUUCAGAAAAUCAAACCACUCAUUCAACAAAAUCAGUGAAAAGUUACAGUUGGAAGUAACAGAAAUGUGUGUUUUCUACUCACGCAUAGAGAAUUUCUCUGUUUCCACAUGCCAUGUACAAAACGAUGUAUGAAGUAGAUGCAUCAAUCAACAGCAAAGACAGAUAUCUUUUAAUUAUUGUUUUAAUUAUACAGUCAUAGUGUAUUAUCUUUUGUUCAGUGAAUCUUUUUUAUGACCAGUUGUAUUUUUGACUGAAAUUAAGAUGCAGUUGUCAGUUUGUCUAAAUGUAUCACAAUCAGUCUGCCACAUAAGAAUGUACAGAUUGUGCAGCAUAAAGUUUUUGCUGUCACCCUCUCUUACUGUUUAUUCAACCCAAUCUUUGCUGUGCAUUGAAAAUCUCAGAUGAACAGGAUCUUUUUUUCAUGGUUAAAAAAAAGGGGCUGAUUGAAAAAAGAAAAGAGCACGUGUGGGAAAAAGAUCUGAAGGACUGUGUGUAAUAAAGGCUGAGCCAAAUGUUUUUGUUUUUUCAGUCGUGAUAACAAAGAAAUAAUUGUCAUGUACAUUUUAAGUAUAGUAUGAAGUCAGUGACAUACUGAUUAUUAAUUACUUCAUCUCUUAUUUAUUGUGGAAUAUAUUUGACCCUGUAUUUCAUAUUUGUUUAACACUUUAAUUCAACAAACAUUAAAUAUGUAUUUGUAAUAGAAUUUACUGUAUAUAUAUACAUAUAUAUAUUUCAGCUGUAAUUUCUUAUACAUGUGAACCACAGAAGAUAUUAUGAGAAAAUAUUUCAGAUACUUGUGGUGGAUUUAGACAAGGUUUUACUUGUUGUGUUGUUAUUGUAUGAAAACAUUUUGUAUGUUUGUGUUAUUAUCGACAUUUUUUAUUUAGGUACAAAAAGACAAUCCUAUUAUUGAUAGUUUGUGCCUUGCAGUAUUAGAAAUCUUGCACUUUAAUAUUGUGUGUGUACACCUGAUUUAGAAACCCAUAAAUUCUUACCUGACUUUAGUUUAAACUGUCAGGAUCCUUUUUAUUUAAUAAAAUUAUAUCUCAUCUCAUGUUACAGAACAAAUUGAAAAAAGAACUUGCUUUUUAUAAGUGAUUUGUUUUUUUUUGUUUGUUUUUUAGUCGCCAACAUAGAUCUGACAUAAAUUGCAGAUAGACCCCGUACCCUAACUUUGUGUUCACUAAGCAACCAGAUAUGCUGAGAUAAUGGAUUGUAGCUGAAAUAAGAAAAGUCAAGAAAAAUAAUUUGUCUUUUAUGAUGGAAUAAAAAGUUGU